GGUAGAGUGGGCGUGGUUUAAGCUGUCAACUAACCGAAGAACAACAAAAACAACCCGACCGCAGAGGGGGGUUCUGCUAAAGCAGGGACCGAGGCAUGUGAUCUGAUGUGGUGUUGAAAACAAUCUUUCCUUUGGUCUCUGCUACAUCAGAGGACUUGAGCCAUGGAGUCCUCUGAUGAAGAUGAGGUGCGCACCUUUGUUCAAGUCCUCAGUGAGAAGUAUAACCCUGAGAAUUUCCCCUAUGGCCAAGGCGUAGGAGUGGUUGUUCUGCCCAGGCCUCCAGGAUCCCCUGUCAAAGAUCGCCUCUUCUUGCCCAGCGCACUGGUUCUGAAUGACAGUGGAAUCAGUAAAGCUGGCAACAGGCAAGACAUCGCUGCUUCCUGCGCCCACGUGGUAGAGCUCGACCUGUCCCACAAUCAGCUGAAUGACUGGGGAGAGAUCGGCACCAUCGUUUCCAGCAUCCCACACCUGGACUUCCUCAAUCUGAGCAUGAACCCGCUAAGCGGCGUGCAGCUGGAGCCGAACAUGGCCGAGGUUUUUUCCAGGGUCCGACGACUGGUCCUCAUUAACACACAAGUCAGCUGGGACACUGUUCACACACUCACGCAGCACACACCAGAGCUGGAGGAGCUCUUCCUGUGUCUGAACGGCUACAACAGUGUGUCAGAAUCUCAGACGCCAUGCCCGUCGCUACGCCUGCUGCAGAUUACAGAUAACCAGCUGCAGGACUGGGCAGAAGUGAGGAAGUUUGGGCUGCUGUACCCCAAUUUGAGCACACUGGUGCUGGCCAAUAACAGCGUGGACUCUGUGGGAGACACCAAGGAGACACUGGAGCACCUCUUCCCCAACCUGCGUAGCAUCAACCUCAACAAUUCAGGUCUUAGUAAAUGGAUCGACAUUGAAAGGCUGAAUUUCUUUCCCAAACUGGUGGAGGUCAAAGCAAAGGGAAUCCCUUUACUGCAGUCUUACAGCACCGAGGAGAGACGUAGCCUCCUUUUAGCACAGCUGCCCUCCGUAAUGGUGCUGAACGGGGGUGCCGUGUCUAAUGGUGAGAGAGAGGAUGCUGAGAGGUUCUUCAUCAGAUACUACCAGGACUGUCCAGAGCAGGAGCGUCCCGAGAGGUACCGUAUCCUUGUGUCCAAAUAUGGCCACCUGGCUCCAUUGGCUGAGGUAGACCUGAGACCCCGCCUCACCAUGGUGGUUGUUCGCUGGGGUGACAGGGUGGAGACAGUCAGCCUGCGUCUGGAGCAAACAGUGGGUGACCUAAAAAAACACCUUAAGGGUCUGCUGCAGCUGCCCAAUGGGAUGAGGCUCUUCUACAUCGACCGAGAGAUGUGUUCAAUAUUUGGACCCGAGGAGCUGAAGUGCGGCACCCGGGCCCUGCAUUCCUACGGCAUUCGAGACGGGGACGAGAUCCUGGUAGUGCCCAGAGACAAAAGCCGCUGCAGCUCCUCGGGUCUUUGAAUCGGGAGGUUCUCCACUUUUGGAUGACUUGGAUUGGAGGAAUUGUAGAAAUGAUAAAUUACUGGAUAUUAA
Molecule: messenger RNA, 1536 nt
Organism: Neolamprologus brichardi
Lineage: Eukaryota; Metazoa; Chordata; Actinopteri; Cichliformes; Cichlidae
Gene: tbcelb
Product: tubulin folding cofactor E-like b
Source: RefSeq, a predicted model, not a curated record